AUGCCGAACGGACGGCGUCGAGCGGACUCUGAAAAGCCUUCGGUGGAGGACAGCUCCUCGCCACCUCGAUCAAAAGCACGACUUCCCGUCCACUUUGCAUCCGCAUUCGAGUACGCAGGGGAAAGCAGGGCAGGCAGUUCCCCAAAAACAUCCUCAUUGGUGGUUCCAGCGACUAUAACGACGCCAACCUCUGAUCAGAAUAUCUCACUACGCCGGAGCUCCCGCACAAGGCAAUCAAGGUACGCGGAUCUUCAAAAUAUUCUCACCAAUGAUAGCGACCACGAACCUACUCAACAGAGACAAGCAUCCUCUUCAAGCCUAAAGAAAGCCGAAGCACCUAAAGUCGGCUCGGACAACUUCUAUGACCAAGGUUUGCCUAAGAAAAACGGCACCAAGAAGCCGCGCAAAAAAAUCCGCCGAACCAGAGACGACCCCACCUCAGCAGCCGGGAGCAUAUAUGCGCAUCUCAAAGGCUUACCCGAUCUCUUUGCUCCGCACAACGACAUAAUGUUCUGCGGGAUCAAUCCUGGUGUCAAGUCUUCCCAAUCAGGUCACCACUUUGCCCAUCGCUCCAACCACUUCUACCCGUCCCUGCACUUGGCGGGGAUCACGGAGCAGAGAAUGAAGCCGGAACAAGAUGUUGAGUUCCCUUACCUUCAGCCCUUGUCGCUUGGGCUGACAAAUCUAGCGCAUAGGCCGACGGCAGAGGGAAACGAGCUGCUGCCAGGAGAGCUGAUUGCUGGUGUGCCGAUCCUGCUGGAGAAGAUACGCAAGUGGAAGCCAAAGACGGUUUGCUUUGUGGGGAAGGGCAUUUCGGAGGCUUUCCUCAAAGGUCUGAAGCAAGUGGGCGCCAUCGAUAAGGGCAAAACUCUUGGACAGCGACAGACUUCAGGCUCCACGUUCAAGCGCAGUGAUAGCUUCAAUGGCCCGGGCUCGAGCAUCAAGGCUGAAGAUCAUGAAGCAGUUUCAGCAUCGGGUCCAGUGAAAGCCGAAGGAAGCGAGAGUGUAGGACGCAGGCUACUCACAGCAAGCAUCCCGUCCUCCAUUCUCUGCGCACAUCCUGCAGCGCUAUCUGACGACCGCGUAUUCAACUCACCAAGUCGAGCAUCACCUUCGAAAAAGACUCCACCAUCGCCCGAGAAACCAAAGAAACAGCUCUACACCAAAGGCAAUUCAAAAGAUGACAGCGGCUACGGCAUCUUAUCCCUCUGCGUACCUCACACAAAAGAUCACCACGAUGCACUCAGCCUCGACGACGUCACGCUGUUUUUUGUUACGCCGUCAAGCUCGGCACGUGUAACGACGCACUUCUUGGACGACAAAGCACGCAUUCUCUCCAGUCUUCGCACACUGGCUCUGCAUCUCCAGCAUAUUUCACUGGAUCAGAAGAGUGGAGGAGUCAAGCUGGAAGAGAAAGUGAGUUUUGCUGAUACAUGGAAGGUUGAGUUGGAAGUGAUUGACGUGACACGGUAUGAUAUUUGA
This is a messenger RNA of Ustilago hordei, 1482 nucleotides long. RefSeq lists its product as uncharacterized. Gene Ontology annotation, molecular function: mismatch base pair DNA N-glycosylase activity. Bases 1 to 1482 code for a protein of 493 amino acids. The record is from RefSeq and is a predicted model, not a curated record. The transcript has a single exon. Lineage: Eukaryota; Fungi; Basidiomycota; Ustilaginomycetes; Ustilaginales; Ustilaginaceae. Gene Ontology annotation, biological process: base-excision repair, AP site formation.